AUAUUCUUGAAGAACCAAUGCAUAUUGAACUUCCAGAUAUGGAUAUUCAUGAAGAACCAAUGCAUAUUAAUAGUUUAGACAAUAAUUCUGAUGUAUCUUCAUGUAAAAAAGAUUUUAGUUUCAUUGCUAAAAGUCAAUCUAAAAAGGGAAAGAAAUCGGUUGAAAACGAAAGAAGAAGGGGUAUACAAAAUCAUUUUUUUGUAGAGAAUUUUUUCUCUAACAAAAAAGAUGUCAUUGAAGACUUAUUAGACAAUGAAGAUUAUGAAUUAUCUGACCAAGAAAUUAAUAGAUAG
Molecule: messenger RNA, 293 nt
Organism: Ambispora leptoticha
Lineage: Eukaryota; Fungi; Glomeromycota; Glomeromycetes; Archaeosporales; Ambisporaceae
Source: the annotation of a GenBank genome assembly